Molecule: messenger RNA, 447 nt
Organism: Penicillium waksmanii
Lineage: Eukaryota; Fungi; Ascomycota; Eurotiomycetes; Eurotiales; Aspergillaceae
Product: DUF3602 domain-containing protein
Exons: 3
Coding region: 1-447 (148 amino acids)
Source: RefSeq, a predicted model, not a curated record
AUGUCAGGCCGAAACAUCUCAUAUGGCCGCGGAGGCGCCGGCAACAUCUCGCGCCAACACUCAGCCCCAACGCCCAAAGACCUCGUCACCCCCACAAUCAAACAAGAAGUCUACACAACCGGUCGCGGUGGCUCAGGCAAUAUGGCUCACAAUGAUCCCGACCGUCCUGAGAUCGCGCGCGAAAGUCAGGAUGUCGAGUCUCCUCCCCUCCGGGCGCAACAGAUGCCCCACCACACUGGACGAGGCGGCGCGGCAAAUGCUUAUAUCCCCACAAUGGAGGAGGAAGAACGGGCGAGAAAGGAGCAUGAACAGGUUAAUGAGCUGAUUCGGGUGCGCACACAGGAUAAGGAUCGCAUUAGGGAGGUCGAGCAUGAGCGUCAGGAGCUGCGGAAGCCUGAUCCGGUGCAUUUGGCGCAGCGACAGGGUCGAUCGGGCGACCGAGCUUGA